AUGGCGGUUCUAUUAGAAACUUCUCUUGGCCAACUUGUGGUUGAUCUGUAUUGUGAUGAAAAGCCGCGAACAUGUACAAACUUUAUCAAACUCUGCAAACUGAAGCACUUCAACUUUUGUCUUUUUCACUGUGUACAGAAAAAUUUGGUUGCUCAGUCUGGGGAUCCUAGCGGAACAGGUCAUGGUGGUUGGUCUUUUUUCAAGUACUUGUAUGGUGACCAGGCAAGGUAUUUUGAUGCUGAGAAAAAGCCAAAAAUAUCACAUACACGAAAAGGGCUGGUUUCCAUGGUGGACAAUGGAUCUGGACAGCAUGGUUCUCAAUUCUUCAUAACUUUGGGAGAUGAUCUUAGUUACCUGGAUAACACGCAUACAGUUUUCGGCUAUAUUGCUGAGGGAAUGGACUUCGUUGAAAGGAUAAAUGAGGUGUACUGUGACAAAAAUGGUCGGCCUUUCCGAAAUGUCAGGAUACAUCAUACAAUUGUUCUUGAUGACCCAUUUGAUUCACCGAAAAUGAUUCGUUAUCCUGACUCUCCCCCCUCAAUAAACGUCUCUACAUUUGACACUAGAUUAGAAGAGGAUGAAGAACUGGAUGAUACGGAAGGACUUUCACCUACACAAGUGGAGGAACUGAAGAUAGAGCAAGAAGUUAGAACUCAUACUCAGCUUCUUACAUUGAUAGGCGAUUUGCCAGAUGCUAAUGUUAAACCUCCAAAUAAUGUACUUUUUGUGUGUAAACUUAAUCCCGUAACCACAAGCGAGGAUUUGGAGAUCAUCUUCAGUCGGUUUGGUGAGAUCAAAUCAUGUGAAGUAAUUAGAGAUAAACGUACUGGUGCUUCUCUUCAGUAUGCUUUCAUAGAAUAUGAGAAAGAAGCUGAUUGUGAAGAUGCCUAUUUCAAAAUGGACAAAGUCGUUAUUGAUGAUAGACGUAUCCAUGUGGAUUUCAGUCAGUCGGUUGCUCGUGAAUGGCAGUCUUACAGAAAAGAUAAACUUGCACGUGUCCAACCUUCUGAGUCAAAAAAAUCACGAUACAUAAAACAAGCUUGUUUACCUAGAUCACCAGAACGAAAUAGUAGAAGAAAUUACCCCCAGCAUUCUCAUAACCAUGAAAAUAAGAAAAAGAAACAUAGUCCCAUAAGACGCAGAUCUCCAUCUGUAUUAGGUGAGGAAUAUGAUUUGGUAAUUUCAGAUGAGUCUGAUUCCUCAUCAUUAUCGGUAAAUUCCCGGGGGAAACCCAAACGGAAAGAUCAUUUAGGACCAAGUAAGUCAUCCAGAAAGCACCACAAAAAGCACAAAGAGAGAAAAAGCAAACAUAAAAAACACCAUUCACGAUACUAG
Schistosoma margrebowiei is the source of this 1335-nucleotide messenger RNA. The record is from the annotation of a GenBank genome assembly. Lineage: Eukaryota; Metazoa; Platyhelminthes; Trematoda; Strigeidida; Schistosomatidae.